ACUUGGUCAAAGAUUCUUACACAUUUGGAAGGGACGAUAGUUGCGACUUCAAGUUCUCCCCUAACAUGUUCGACAAGUCUGCACCUUUCUCAGCUUUCAGCAAGCUGCAUUUCCGGAUCACAAGGGAAUCGACCUCCCAAGGUUUGCUGGUCUUUAUUCACGAUUUGAGUAGCAAUGGUACAUUUUUGAACGAAUCGAAAAUCGGUAUGACCGAAUUCUUUUGUUACUGUUGUAAAGGCAAGAAGCAACCACUAAACAAUAACAAUGAAAUAGCUCUGGCGAUUAAAUCACUCAAAUGCUUUAUAUUCUCCGACUUAACUUCUGUCCAAACUGAGUUUCCACCAGAAGUAACUUCAAAGUACACUGUUUGCAAAAGAUUGGGCCGUGGCGCUUGCGGCGAAGUCCGGCUUGUUUUCGGUAGGGAGUCAUGCCAGAAAUAUGCUAUGAAAAUUGUACAAAAGAAAACGUUUUCCUUUCUCGCCAAGGCUAAUGAUAAUCUUGUCAACCGUGUACAGUCUGAAGUGGCUAUUUUGAUGCGGCUGAACCAUCCUUGCAUUGUGCGCAUUUUUGAUGUCAUCGACACGGACGACGCCUUGUACAUGAUACUUGAACUUGUAGAACACGGCGAACUCUUUGAUCGUGUUGUGAAUCUUGGACAACUUAGUGAAGACGAUUCGAAGUUCCUUUUUCUGCAGAUAGUUCUAGCCACCAAGUACCUUCAUGACAAUGGAAUUACUCAUCGGGACCUGAAGCCGGAGAACAUUCUGCUUUCUGGACCUUCCAAUCGUUGCUUGAUCAAAGUAACGGAUUUUGGUCUCUCAAAGUUUGUUGAUGGCAACACAAUGCUUCGAACAUUUUGUGGCACACCGACAUACUUAGCUCCUGAAGUCCUUCUUACGGCCGGUUGUGGAGUGUACACAUCCUCAAUCGAUGUCUGGUCUCUCGGUGUCAUCCUGUAUAUAUGGUAA
Molecule: messenger RNA, 968 nt
Organism: Dibothriocephalus latus
Lineage: Eukaryota; Metazoa; Platyhelminthes; Cestoda; Diphyllobothriidea; Diphyllobothriidae
Source: the annotation of a GenBank genome assembly